Messenger RNA from Lytechinus pictus (painted urchin), 2674 nucleotides. RefSeq names its product exosome complex component RRP43-like. The record is from RefSeq and is a predicted model, not a curated record. Bases 62 to 889 code for a protein of 275 amino acids. Gene Ontology annotation, cellular component: cytoplasmic exosome (RNase complex); nuclear exosome (RNase complex). The transcript is spliced from 11 exons. Gene Ontology annotation, biological process: TRAMP-dependent tRNA surveillance pathway; exonucleolytic trimming to generate mature 3'-end of 5.8S rRNA from tricistronic rRNA transcript (SSU-rRNA, 5.8S rRNA, LSU-rRNA); U4 snRNA 3'-end processing. NCBI's taxonomy places the organism in Eukaryota, Metazoa, Echinodermata, Echinoidea, Temnopleuroida, Toxopneustidae. Gene Ontology annotation, molecular function: mRNA 3'-UTR AU-rich region binding.
UGUGCGCUGGGUUUGUGCGCUGGCUUCAGCCUGGUUAAAAUUUAAUCGUGUAAUUCCAAUCAUGGCGGCCGAGUUCAAGACCGCACAGCCGGUGGAAUACUACAGACAGUUUUUGAAGGAAGAGGUAAGACCAGAUGGAAGAGAGUUAGGAGAAAUAAGAUCAACCAUUCUCAAUGUUGGGUCCAUCAGCACUGCCCAUGGAUCAGCUCUAGUUAAACUUGGAAACACAACAGUAGUGUGUGGCAUCAAAGGAGAAUUUGCAUCCCCUACAGUUGAAGAGCCCAAGAAAGGAUACAUAGUUCCUAAUGUGGAUCUGCCACCACUGUGUUCAUCUCGUUUUAAACCUGGUCCUCCAAGCAUCCAAGCUCAGGUCACAUCUCAAUUGGUAGCUGAUACUCUACAGAGCUCCAACAUCCUCAACUAUGAAGACCUUUGCAUCAAAGAAGGGAAUAUGGUAUGGGUUCUAUACUGUGACAUGAUAUGUCUGGAUUAUGAUGGUAAUAUCAUUGACGCCUGCCUGAUAGCCCUUCUAGCUGCUCUCAGAAAUGUGAGACUACCAGUGGUAACCAUGAACGAAGACACAGGCUUAGCCGAGCUCUCGUCAACAGAAAACAAAUCAUUGGACAUUGUCAAUCAGUUUGCUGCCACUACAUUCUCUGUCUUUGAUGAUUCCAUCCUGCUGGUAGAUCCAACAGUAGAAGAAGAAGACCUAGCUACUGGAUUAAUGACUGUCAUUGUCAACCAGGAUGGAAGAAUAUGUAACAUACAUAAACCAGGAGGGACACCCUUAAUCUCUGAUCAGAUUCAGGAUUGUAUUAGUCGAGCCCAGACUAGAGCUAAAGAGGUAUGCAGACUGAUUGAUGAUACAUUAGACAGCAUUGAGAGAUGACCUUAGUAGGAUUGAGCGUAUGGAUGUAGAUAAACCCACAUUUUGGGAGAGACGGACAUAAGGGGUGUUGCAAAAAUAUUGCAAUAUUUGUUAUCAAUUGUAAAUUUCAGUUGCAAAAUUACAAGGGAUAGAUCAAUUUUAGAUAAAGUAAAUUGAUAGAGUUUGGGUGGUCCUUUUCAGCACCAAAACUUGCCCAAGAAAAAUACAUGGUGUACCGUGAAACCUACUACAUGAUUUAUUGUUGUUGAUACAAGAGGCUGACCAGUGAUCAAUAGUAAAUUUGCAAUUAGUUGCAAGACUUAUGAUUGAUUUUGGGGACGAAAAUCGGCUUACAUCGAUUGCAAGUUUCUUGCAACACCCCAAUCGUCUAUGAAUGAUUAUUUUCAUGUUACUUAGAAAGGAUAGCAUGGGAAAAUGAUCCACUGCAAAGGAUUGACCAUUAAAUACCCUCACAUUCAUGAUCUAACAUAUAACAGCUGAAACUGAUGGAUCGAUAAUUUGAGUGUAGUCCCAUACAUGCUUAUAUGUAUGCAGUGCAUGUAACAUUCAGAAGAAUUGAGUCACUGUUCAUUAUAUUUGGUGAUUCCAAUGCUUUACAGCAAACACUAGUUUUUAGGUACAUUAUAAACAAGUCUUUCACAAUUAUUUUGAGACUGGCUCCUCCAAUUAUUCAAAUCAAAACCAGAACUAAUCUUAUCUAUGAGAUACAUUGUUAACCUUUAAUGUACAAAGACUAAUGGCUAUGUAAAUGUGUAUGUACUUUGAAAGUAGUGAAACUUCAUCCUUUUCAAACUGGCUUAUAUACUCACAUGUCUAAAGUCGAUUGGUAAUAAUAAUAAUGGUACUUGCUUUUUGAACGCACAACGCUUACUUCUCAAGUGUGUAUUUAUGUGAUAUUGAUAAGGGUUUCGAAAGUAAGACAAAUAAUUACUAUUAUGAGAGGGCUUAAAUUAAUCCAUGGCUGUAAAGGCCAUGGUAUGGGAUGCCGUAAUGAUUGAACCUGUGCUCUUCUUAUUGGCCUACGGGAUUUGUGAAUGCCCUAUUUAAUUUUAUAUACCAUUUUUAUGUUAUGAAUAAUUGGCCUUGCCUUAAUAAUGCAGAAAUUCCCUGUCAAUUGUGAUGAUAUGUCUUGAAGAAAUCAAUAAAUAUAGACUUCAAUAUUGGAUCCAAGAAUAUUUUUACUCUUUGAAAAAAACAACGGUGUCUAUUUGGUAGGUCAUUGCAGCCUUUCAAAUGUAUUCAUUUGCACACUCACCUUGAAAUAUAGAUCUACUUGUUCUCUGGAAUUGCCCUUUGUUGCUUAACAAUUAUAUUAAAAUAAACAAUAAAACAAAUGAAAACUUGGAUUUUCCUGUGAAUGUUCAUGUUAAAAUGGAAAUUUCUUUUCAUUUUGUGUUUUGUAUAUCUAUUUUUAUUAAUCAGACGAUAUGUAAGUACGAUUUAGUUUGAUGAUGUUAUAAAGAUUAUCAUGCAAACUUGUGCAGUUUUAUGAUAUGUCACAUUUGUUAUGUGCUAACCAUAAUGUUGGAUUCGUAUUAGGUUGUAGAGGUAUUCUUUCAUAAGAUUAAUAUCUUGACUAUACCUUGGAAAGUAGAAAAUCAUUGCACUUUCUUAUCAUGACUUGAGCAGUUCUUAUUUUAUACUAACAAGAAAUAAUAAGACCAAAAUGGCAUGAUUGCUUAUUUCAGAUACGCUCCUGAUUUUUAGUGGAGCUUUUCUUUCUUUCUUUUUUUCAUUUGAGUACACGUCACAUCAAUAAAUACAUUUAUCUUUGUAGUACACGCA